This is a messenger RNA of Triplophysa dalaica, 715 nucleotides long. RefSeq names its product Thioredoxin-like (gene txna). The record is from RefSeq and is a predicted model, not a curated record. The coding region runs from base 133 to 456 and encodes 107 amino acids. Gene Ontology annotation, molecular function: protein-disulfide reductase activity. The transcript has 5 exons. NCBI's taxonomy places the organism in Eukaryota, Metazoa, Chordata, Actinopteri, Cypriniformes, Nemacheilidae.
UGCUUACGGGAUGGGCUUUGUAUGAAGCGCUGCUUUCCACUAUCAUCUCGGUUCAGAGAAGAGGUGCAUCUCUGGGCGAGCGUUCAUAUUAAGGUUACUUGUCUGAUCUCGAGGUAACAAUAAACCAAGAGGAUGAUCGUCGUCAUUGAAGAUCAGGAAGCUUUUGACAAAGCUCUGGCAGAGGCAAGCGAUAAGCUUGUUGUGGUUGAUUUUACGGCCACAUGGUGUGGGCCUUGUCAGAGCAUUGCUCCUUUCUACAAAGGUCUGUCUGAAAAUCCAGCCAAUUCUAAUGUGGUCUUCCUUAAAGUAGAUGUGGAUGAUGCACAGGAUGUGGCCCAAUCUUGUGAGGUCAAAUGUAUGCCGACAUUCCACUUCUACAAGAGCGGAAAAAAGGUGGAUGAGUUCUCUGGGUCCAACCAGGCUAAACUGGAAGAGAUGGUGAAUAACCACAAAUGAACUAGACCUGACAAAACAAUGCCCUCAUUAUUGUUUCCCUUGUAGCCCAAGUUUACUAACAAUAACUUCCUCUUAUAUAAUUUUUCACAAAUUGGAUUUUGUUUUGUAUCGUUUUACCACAAUUUUAACUGGUAAAAGCUGCCUUAUCCAGUAAUCAGAAAUACCAUAUUGACUGAAUACCUCUGUAUGUACCUGUGUGUUAACUUGUGUUUCUUUGGGGAAUCAAGAUUAAUAAAGAAUACAAUUCCAGAAAUCCUAA